Messenger RNA from Rhea pennata, 3646 nucleotides. It is a transcript of the gene WFDC1, whose product is annotated as WAP four-disulfide core domain 1. The transcript is spliced from 7 exons. Gene Ontology annotation, biological process: regulation of cell growth. The coding region runs from base 268 to 936 and encodes 222 amino acids. Gene Ontology annotation, cellular component: extracellular region. Gene Ontology annotation, molecular function: peptidase inhibitor activity. The record is from RefSeq and is a predicted model, not a curated record. Lineage: Eukaryota; Metazoa; Chordata; Aves; Rheiformes; Rheidae.
UGUGUGAACAUAUGAGCUGAGAACCUGAUCUAACUUGGAGCAAGGAAGUUCAACAGCAGCUCCUGGCUUCUGCUGUGGGCUCCGUGUUUCUUUUUUCUUUUUUUUUUUUUUUCCUUUCCCUUCCCAGAAGCUGCGCAGCAAAAGCAGCUCUCUCCAGCAAUCAGCCCUCGCUCUCCCUCCCUCUCCGUCUCCCUCCCUCCCUGCCAAGACUCUGAAUCGUCUGGAUCCUGGAAAGCUGGGCUCCCUGUUUGAUCUCGCACUGGGAAAAUGGAUUCCAGGGCACUGUCAGAGAUGCGUUUCUGUAGAAAGAUCAUCGCUGCAGCCUUGUGUGUGUUAGUUUUACUCCCAGAUUUGGGCUGUGCAAGGAAUCUCUGGAAACGUGCUCUACAUCUGAAAAUGACGGAAAAAUACGAUGAUUAUGAGUACCCUCUUCAUUCUCACAGUGCCCACUACCAGAAGAACGAUCGCUGCCCCCCACCACCCCAGACCUUGCCUGAUCGAGCCUGCGAGGUGCCCAGCUGCCGAUCGGAUUCAGAGUGCGAAAGGCACAAGCGUUGCUGUUACAACGGCUGCAUCUAUGCCUGCUUGGAGUCCGUACAGCCACCACCAGUUCUAGACUGGCUGGUUCAGCCCAAACCCCGCUGGCUGGGAGGAAACGGGUGGCUUCUGGAUGGCCCUGAGGAGGUCUUACAAGCUGAGGCCUGCAGUACCACCGAGGAUGGUGAUGAGCCUCUGCAUUGCCCCACGGGAUACGAAUGCCAUAUCAUCAACCCUGGCAACACUGCUGAAGGAAUCCCAAACAGGGGCCAGUGUAUCAAGCUGCGUGGAAAUCCAGAUGGACGUAACCUAAGGCAUAAGUAUUACAAGGAAUAUUUUGGGAGCAGUUCCAACAAUGUGGUCGGCUAUGUGAAAAACCAGCAGAAGCAUUUGGGCUAAUGAGAGGUGUUCCUGGCUGGACCACUCUGCUAAGCAACUUUCAAGGAAUGAUUUACCCACUAGUUUUGGAAGGAUUCUGGUCCUAAAUCUCCAAGAACACAACUCCAGCAUUACCCUGGUCUCUGCCCACCAGUGCUAAAGAGACUUCACUAUGCAGGAAAAACAUGAGUCUGUAUUUUAAGCUUAUCAUCAGAGGGAGAAAUGUGAUCCCUCACCACUUAUGAGUUGUCCUUUUGCAGGUGAGGUGUAACUAGUGUCACGCUGGUCUCUGCAAGGUCAUUAUCAGGCUCUUGGAACGGAGCAUGCCCUCAACGUGUUCUGUGGCCAGCUCAGAUGUGGCCAAUUCAGGUUUCCCCAUCGCAAAGGUAAUUCGGUAGUAUAAAAAUGGAGGAAGUGGUGUCCAAAUCAGACCUGAAUAUUAUAUCUAAGUUGUAUUAAAUAAGGAAGACUGUAACACUCCCUGGGUCAAAUCCAGUCCUUGCUUGUGUCAAACAAUGGCUUGACAUAAUCCUGCAGGUUUCUUCUUUUUCUGUUUAUGCCUGGGAUUCAUCAGAUUUACACCCAGAGUACAAGCCUAAGCCUAAAAUCUUGAGAACUGAGAAACUCUGAGCUAGGAGCAAAACAAAUUUUAUCAUGUGUUUAUCCAAUUACUUUAUUUAAAUUCCACAGUCUGGUGAGCUAUAGAUCAAGAGCUAAUGAUGGAAUAGAUUUCUUGCUACAAUAUCUAAGCAGUUAGAGGCAGAGACGUGCCAGCCUUUUUAAGUUGCUAUUUUUAGCCAGUACAGUUUAUACUCACAAAGUAUACAUCUGUAUUUUCGUACCUGCAAAACCUCAACGGGAGGACUGAAGUCUGGAUAUUUAUUACACAUAUUAGAAAAGCAAAAGCACAACAAAAAUGUGUGAUUAAAAAGACUGUCUGGCAGAUGGGCAGCUGCUCUUUAGAAGUCCUGGCCCUUUAUGUUGCCUUCCACAAAUCCUUAAAGAGAAGCUAUUUGUAUUUGGGCCUUACAGCUCCUUUUAGAUGCUUAGCAUUGUAAAGUGGAAAACAAAAUUUCCAUGGAUGUUUUCCUUUCCUCUGGCAGCUCCCUAAAAGGGCAGUCGCAUUUGGUGUAUCUGUCAGAAUCAGUAGGCAAAAGAAGUCAUUUUUGCUCACUUGUUCAGUACAUCCCUCCCCUGUGCUUUCGUAAAAUUAGCAUUUUGAUAUACAGAAUAGUAGUGGUGUAUGUAAACACCCAAUUCACAAAUACAAGCACUUACUUUCACCCACAAACUACUUUUUUGUUUCCAUUCACUAAACAGUUAAAGCCACAGCUAAGGCGCUUAUAAAACACUUGAUAUGUUGCAUAUGACAUUUGCAGCUGGAGAGAUAAAAGAUGCCAAACGGCUCUUUCUGUUUCCUUUCAUGCACAGACACAUUCCUCAGUGCUUUACAGUGCAAAGGAACAAAUGAAAGGCUCCACCUUUCCCUGAGUAUCUCCAUUUGUUAAACUCUUUGCAUUUCUCUGUGCUUUUUUUCCAAGUUGUAUGUAUUAAGUGCAACACUGUAUUUGCACAGAACUAUUUCUAGAGUAUUCUCUUGUAAAACUUAAUGCAAUGAUAUCUUAACUCCUGCUAACAAGGCAGGAGUCCACAUUUCAUAGUCCCAGUCUUCAUUUAGGCCAGGAACUUGCCUUUUUUGGAGUGACACUACUUGACAUCUUAAAAUACUGCAGCUUGUAACCAAAAACACGGGCCGUAAGGCCCGUAUUACGGGCCGCUCAGUGAAACGGUUUGGAUUUUUUUCAGCAAAAUUCAGUCAAAUUCUGCUUAGAAUGAGCAAAAUUUUUCAGUCAUUACUGCUGAUAACCAAAGAGUAAGUGCAAAAUUGUUCUAUUUUAGUAUAAAACAUGUAGAGUCUGAAAAGCGUUGAGAAUCCAGUUCAAAAACAUGUUUUGAGCACUAAGGAAUUUACAAGAUUAAAACUUCAGAUCUCAGCCUAAUCUUGCAAAGCAUCCAAAAACGUAGUUAACUUCAGUGGACGCAUUCUCUUCAGUGGCUGCUUUAUCAUAGCUACAGAGAGCCCAUACCUGACCUUCUUGCUGGAUGGAAUGAUAAAGUUAUUUUCUAAUUACAGAAUGAAUUAACAAGAAAAAAAGAAAGCUGGGUAGUUAAUAACUUCUUCAUGGAUUUCUGUUUACUGGAUGUUAUCAAAGACAUCCUCCUUCCUAGUGGUGCUGUAUUUUUUUUUUCUUUUCAAGUUACUGUUAAUUGUCAAGCUGAGAAACAAAAUCUACAGAAGAAACUUGUAUAAAUGCUGUGUUUUCACCAUUGAAGUCCGUUGUGCUUCAAAAAAAAAAAAAAAUGCAGAUCAAAUGAAUUAUCCUGAUCUUGUUUUCUCCAAAGAAAGUGGCUGAACAUCAGUCUUAUGAAGCACAGUAGGAAAUCAGUAACGCAGAGGGUUUUUUUUUUUUUUUUUUUGAUGUUCCACGUACACUUUAAAGCAUGUUUGGUGCUACAGUAAACUUUCCAUGUAUCACUGUGUGCUAGCAAUGCUCGUGGGCUUCCGGAUCCUCCAGUGUUACAGCAGCAUCCACAGAGCUGCUCUGCCUUUCACCAGCUGAGGAUCUGCUGCCCCUAGGCAGUAUCUGUUUGUGCACUUGAUGUUCAGACAUGUACAGGUUCUGUGACUUUGGUGCUCAAUAAAAAGUGUCCAAUAUAUUUUUCAACUAUG